ACCCUACCUUCCCCCCCAUCUACUGCCCAUUUGGGGUUCGAAGUUAUAAAUUUAUUCGAUUUUGUUGCGGGCUUCUAGGGCUCAUGACCGAUGCGUUGAGGAAAUUCUUGGAAAUCAACCUCCCGAAACCAAAAGAGGGGAAGAAGGCUAAGUUCAGCCUCGGCGUUGCAGAGCCCAAGGUUGGGUCUCAGAUCUUCGAAGUGACCGAGAUUCCUUGCCAGAGCAAUGAGUUUGUUCUCGAGCUCCUUCAUGGUGUCAGGUUGCACUUUGAUAGGUUCAUUAAAGACUUAAAGCCAUCAGACUUGGAGAAGGCUCAGCUGGGUUUGAGUACAAUCAUUGUUCAGGAUCUCGAUCAUUUGUUGCAACAAUGACUAUAUCGGUAAUAUGUUUUUGAGUAUGUACUGGUUAUAUUUUUAGUGAACUGCCUGUGAAACAAUCUAUGGGAUAGUUUUGGCUAUUGUAAGAUAGACAAUUUGCUGCAAGUAGAUUUUUUAUUCUAGUUUGCUGCAAGUAUAUUUUUGGAAUCCUUUUAUGCAAGUAGAUCUGACAGUUAUUCUAGUUUUCUUAUU
Molecule: messenger RNA, 569 nt
Organism: Phoenix dactylifera (date palm)
Lineage: Eukaryota; Viridiplantae; Streptophyta; Magnoliopsida; Arecales; Arecaceae
Source: RefSeq, a predicted model, not a curated record